Messenger RNA from Gracilinanus agilis (Agile Gracile Mouse Opossum), 1776 nucleotides. It is a transcript of the gene LACTBL1, whose product is annotated as lactamase beta like 1. The coding region runs from base 1 to 1776 and encodes 591 amino acids. The record is from RefSeq and is a predicted model, not a curated record. The transcript has 7 exons. Lineage: Eukaryota; Metazoa; Chordata; Mammalia; Didelphimorphia; Didelphidae.
AUGGCUGGGUUGAAGCCCCAGAUCUGUCCAGGGCUGACCCUGCCCAAGAUAAAGGGGAAGUGGGUUCCUGCAGUAGCCAGCUUCUUCUUCCUUCUGUCAGUGGCUAUGACUGGCUGCUUUCUAUGGCAGUAUCAUCUCAAGAAGGAGGACCUUGGCUCCUCUGAGAUGGCAGUGACUUCGGAACCUGUGAGGAUGUGUCCCCAAUAUCCAGAGCCUGUGCCCCUCCAGCAUCCCCUCCCAGUGUUGAAGGAGGCCCUGGAGAAGGUGGACAAGAUUCUACGGCAAACGAUGCUCACUUCCCCUGGCCUCACAGCCAUGUCUGCUGUGGUCAUCUACAAUGACACAGUGCUGUGGACUGGGAACUUUGGCUGGAAGAAUGGCUCAGACAGAGCCUCGGGGCCCCCCAGCGAAUAUACCAUCUACCGGAUUGCCAGCAUCUCCAAAAUCUUCCCCACACUUAUGCUGUACCGCCUGUGGGAGGAAGGCGUUGUGGCAUCCCUGGAUGACCCCCUCGAGCGCUACGCCCAAGGCUUCACUAUCAAAAACCCACUGGGAGCAGGACUGCGGCCAGUAUGGGGAAGCCUGAUGGAUGGGCUGGAGAAGGGGGUCCCAACCCUCAAACCUACCACAGUGACUCUCCGAAGAAUGGCCAGCCAACUUUCAGGGCUGCCCAGAAGACUCCGAUCGACUACCCUGCUGUGGCGGGGAAGCACUGAGGAAGCGCUGGCUCUCCUGAAGGAUGACGUUCUUGUGGCUGAUCCUGGAACCAGGUCUCUCCACUCUGAUUCCAGGUGUCAUUACAGCACGUUGGCCUUCUCCCUGCUGGCCCACGUGUUGGCCGGUCACACAGACAAUAAGGACUACCAGCACUGGGUGUCUGAGAACAUUUUAGAUCGGCUGGGGAUGGAGGACACAGGCUUCGACCUCGUGCCCUGGGUACAGGCCCGGAUGGCCGCAGGCUUCUACGGCAGUGGGCACCCUGCCCCACUCUAUGACCUCGGCUGGUAUCGGCCCUCCGGUCAGAUGUACUCCACACCUGCUGACUUGGCCAAGCUGGCAAUGGUGCUCCUUGGAAGUGCCCCUCAGGGCGUCUUGGCACCAGAUACACUUAAGACCAUGCUAACUCCUCUCCUCACCUGCCCUGGGACCUACUUUGCCAACCAGACAGGCACGCCAUGGGAGUUCCAUGCCCAGCGGGGCUAUAGCAUCGUCCGGAAGGAUGGGGACCUGGAUGGCUAUGCAGCUACCUUUUCGCUGGUCCCUCAGUUGAAGCUCAGCUUUAUCGUGCUCAUGGCUGGACCCCGUCCACCAGGGCCAGACCUGGUGACCCAAGUGUAUGAUGUCCUCAUCCCCGCCAUGGAGAUGGCCUUCCGGGAGGUGGAGGGGAGCCUGGCCCCGCCGCCCAGCCCAGGUCCUUACUUGGGCUUCUACACCUUUGCCAACCUAACCUUCUACGAGAUCCUCCUGGGGCCCUCAGGGGUCCUUUGCAUGCGGCAAUUUGGGCCCCGAGUGGAGCAGCUGAUCCCAGCCAAGUUCCGGACCCUAAAGUUGCACCACCUGCAGGGCAGGGUAUUCCAGGUGGUUGUGGACAAGGAGUUCCCUUGUGUGCUGCCCCUGGGGGCAGCCUGGCUUCCCUUGGAGAACCAGCAUGGCCAGCUGCUAAACUUUUACCCCUUUGACCAGAGGGGGCUAUCCCCAGGCUUCGACGCCCCUGGCUUGAACACGUACAAAGUCCUCCGGAUGGCCCAGAAGCCUGUCUUCAGCACUUCGGUUUGA